This is a messenger RNA of Theileria orientalis strain Shintoku, 8013 nucleotides long. RefSeq lists its product as uncharacterized. The record is from RefSeq and is a predicted model, not a curated record. The coding region runs from base 1 to 8013 and encodes 2670 amino acids. Lineage: Eukaryota; Apicomplexa; Aconoidasida; Piroplasmida; Theileriidae. The transcript has a single exon.
AUGAACCUCUAUCGCAAUCUUAUAGCCAUUUUUAUAUGCCUAUUUGUAAAAUAUGGAUCCAAUCCCGUAGAAUCAGCUAACGUAGCUGGUCCCUAUGGGCAAAGCCCAUAUUACCCCUCGCCUCCAGGUAUAGGAAAUGUGGGAACGGCGGGUUCUGGGUUCUCAGGCCCACCCGUUUCCGGUCAAGUCAAUCCAUCGGCACAUUCCGGCAACCUAAUUACUGUAGAUAUAGAUCAAAAGCGGAGUUCCGGUGUGAUUGUAUAUGAAAGAGAUGAUUCAAGGAGUAGAGACAUAUUUACAGCCAUGGGUAACAAUUUAUUCAGGCAGGCCACUAGAAGCGGAACUGUUGUUUGGACAGCAACCAACAACGAAUAUCCGUAUAGAAUUACAGUUAAGCCUGAUGAUAGAGGAUUUCCCAAGAUUAAGGUAUAUAUGCCCGAGAAUCAAGCGGCGUCAGCUCAUGUAGCUGCGCCGCAAUCUUCACCUGGUCAAGCAACUCCCGGGUUCACACAGUCAGACCCCAAUCUAAAUUUGUUAACGCCUGACACACGCACACAGGCUCUAAUACACAAUGUUGUUACACCAGCAGGAGAUACCUCUACACAAACACAACACAAAAUACCCGUAACACCCAUAAUUCCCGGACAGUUUGUGCCCACUAAUAGUUUUAACCCUAUGGCCGCGCCCACGGUAGGCCCGGAUGCAUUUAAUGCGUUCACAGCUCCACCCGAUGCCACCCUCUCGCAGGGUUCAGAAGGAGCAGGCAGAGCUCAACAACAGCCUGCUCCAGGGCAGCAGAACAUCGCAACGGCUCAGCCCGGCAUGCCGCUGCAUACAGGGACAUAUAGAGACGAAACAUACUUAACGGACACUGACACAUCGGUGUCAGAGUUUGGUACUCCUGUUUCGAAGUCCAAGAAAAAACUUGUUAAGGAUCGCGCGGCGCAUGUAGGAGAAGAGUCGGAGACCGGAGGUGGACUUGAAACUGAUGCUCAAGUACCUAUGCACCCACAGCAGGCGGGUCAUCAGGGACCUCACGGACAGUCCACACUGCCUGGGCAAGUCGGACAUUCAGGUAUGGUUAAACAAGACACCAUACAGGGCACAUCACAGAUCUAUGUGGAUUCUCAAGAUCAAUCAAGUCAAUACACACACUAUGUCUUACUAAACCCCAAGAACGAAGACAAAGGCCCCCCUGCGGGUCAGAAGAAUUCAAACGAGCCUGGGUCACAGACCUCAAACACUCCAUUAACAGGACGCACCAAGUACGGCACUCAUUUUGAGGGAACCAUUGGUUGUAAUUCGAACGUGUACUUUUUAGAUGGCAACAAGAACUCUAUGAAUGCUAAGACUUUCAUAACAAGACGUCGCAGAUCUAAUCGAAAAGCUAAGGCGCAACAACAGCCGAUGGUUGUAAUGCCACUUCCAAUGGCUCCCGGAGUAACACCCAUAGGGUUACCAGUUAUUCCAGGCCAAGAGCAAGGAGCACCAAUCUUUUUUCCACCACCAGGUGCCCCUGCUGACCAACAGGUGCUGUGGGCACCACCAGCUGCGACUAUGGCACCCCAGGCCUCUGGGCCAGAGGUCUUUAUGGACGCCACGGCUGUUACACCAAAUACACCUCAGCCAGAGAUAUUGACAAUACACGCUGAGCGAGAUGCUGAAAAGGAUGAAAAAGUAGCAACGAUCACUGAAACUGAAUUUGAAUUGUCUGAAACGAAGAAGCCAGCUGAGCCUGUAGCGCCACCAUCAGCUGGUGUGUCAGCACCCUAUCCUGGUCCUCAGACUUUAGUCAUACCCACAGCUGGUGAUGCAAGUGCGCCAGGAGCCCCUGAGCCAAUACAUAUUCCUGGAACGGCCCCGCCACCUGGCCCUGAGAGUAUUUCACUAUCUCAGGCCCAAUUGGCGCAGCCGUAUGCGCCGGCUCAGCCUCCAGCACAGCAGCCACAACCAGUCGUUCCUGAGGUUCCAACCAAGCCAUCAGCACCAGCCGCCGGGUCAGAGACUCUUGUUAUUCCACCGGCUGCACCAGGACCCAUGUCGAUGUCUGCACCCAUACCAGCUUCUCCUGGCCAGCCAUCAGCCGGAGUACCCAUACCAGCUCAGGGACCUAUUGCAGUCGCAGUUCCUAAAGCUCCAGCGCCAGGCGCUAAAAUAGAUUUAACUGAUAGGACGUUUACAAUUGAUGAUGAUGAUGAUAAGCAGACACAACACAGAACGACGGUGGUCGGUCCCCAGAUUGCUACUCCAGCAGGACAGCCCGUUACUCCUCCUGGGCAACCUGGUACACCAGCAGGACAACCAGUUACUCUAGCAGGACAACCGACUACACCAGCAGGACAGCCUGUUACUCCUCCUGGGCAACCUGGUACACCAGCAGGACAACCAGUUACUCUAGCAGGACAACCGACUACACCAGCAGGACAGCCUGUUACUCCUCCUGGGCAACCUGGUACACCAGCAGGACAACCAGUUACUCUAGCAGGACAACCGACUACACCAGCAGGACAGCCUGUUACUCCUCCUGGGCAACCUGGUACACCAGCAGGACAACCAGUUACUCUAGCAGGACAACCGACUACACCAGCAGGACAGCCUGUUACUCCUCCUGGACAACCUCUGGCUCCAGCGCCAGAUGUAGGAUGUGAAACAAUCGUCACCGAGUCGCGAAAAGAUAGAAAGAAAGAAAAGUCUAUGUCUUUGACGAUUGAUACUUCUGCUACUUCAGAUGUGGAUACUAAAACAGCUGCUCCUGGUGAGGGUUCCCCAGGUACAACACCAGCCACAGUGGUUACUGUUGCACCUCCUGAAGGUGCUCCCAUCCCUCCCCCACCAGCUGUUACUGUUCCGGUAACUCCUGGUACUCCGAUAGCGCCUCCACCUGCUGUUACUACUCCAGUAACUCCCGGAGCACCCAUCGCACCGCCACCUUCAGUUACUACACCAGUGACUACAGGGGCAACAAUUGCGCCACCACCGGCUUUUAACCUUGCAUUCACACCAGGUGCACCCUUAUCGACAACAGACACGCUUACAGUACCUGCCGUUCCUGGUGCAGGCAUAGCUGCUCCACCUGCAAUAACUUCACUCACUUCAGGUACUGGCAUAGCAGCUCCUCCAGCCGUUACUGUUCCACUCACAUCAGGUGCAAGCAUUGCAGCUCCUCCACCUGUUACUGUUCCACUCACUGCAGGUACAGGUGUCGCAGGUCCUUCAACUGUGCCUAUAGUUCCAGAUGCUACUGGAACAGGUGCAGCGCCUCCACCUGCUAUCACUGUUCCAUCGAAUCCUAAGGAAUCUGGAGAUGGAACAACUCCUAUUCAGGUGCAAGCACAGGCUAAAACUCUGAAAAAAGGAUCAGAUAGUGAUGAGGAAGUUUCACCGAUGGGACUGCAUAGAUACUCAGGACCAGACAUUAGGCUGUUCAGACAAGACCCUGUUGAUCCCAACAACUAUAAGGAACUGGAACUCACAGACUAUAGUGUUGAUGACGAAGGAGAAGAGAGCGUAUAUUCCAUGAACGCUAAUGUUAACUGUGGUAGGUUAAGCAUUGGUGAUGCCCAACUAUGGACAUACGACUCGACGAAAAACGAUGGCAAAUAUCCUAAGUCCCUAAGAUUUAAUAAUUCGACUUCGGUUCUAGUUGUUAAGUUUGAUGGAUCGGACCUUACCUAUGAAAAGGAUGCUGAUGGAAACUGGAAACCUAAAGCCACGACAUCAAUCUCUCCGGACAUCACCAUUGAACAGCAGCCGUCUAAGAAGACCGAAAAGCUAAUGAAGAUAACUAUUUCUAGUUCUGGUAGUUCAGGAGAUGAGGGAGCUGCUAAACAUACGGCUGUACCUAUCGAAGGCACGCCAAUUCAAGGAUCGACAACGGUCGUUAUCCCAGGUACAACAGGUGAAGGCGCGACUAUAGCUGCACCGCCACCCUUAACUAUUCCACUCACUUCAGGUACUGGCAUAGCAGCUCCUCCAGCCGUUACUGCUCCACUCACUUCAGGUACAGGCAUUGCAGCUCCGCCACCUGUUUCUGCUCCACUCACUGCAGGUACAGGCUUUGCAGCACCUCCAGCCGUACCUGUAAUUGUAGAUCCUACGUCAUCAGGAAUAGCUCCGCCACCAACUGUGCCUGUUUUCCCAGGAACUACAUUACCUGGACAUACAGGACCCCUACCAGCACCUACUAUGCCUGUAAUGAUUGGACCUACACAAACUGCAGAGUCAGGUGAACCGCUGGCACCACCUCCUGUACCUGUGAUACUAGAUCCAACAAAACAGGCUGAGACAGCUGAACCAUUGGCAGCACCUGCCAUACCAGUUCUAAUUGAUCCAACGCAAGCACCAGCAGCUCCAACUGCAGGUAUACCUGUACAACCAAUAUCAGUGUCAACACCAGCUAUUCCAGCAUCGUCCAUUCAGCCAUCCACCAUAUCUACAAUACAGACAUCUGAAGUCAAAUCAGCACAGGUUGUUGAUAGUUCGGGUUCAUCAGUCACGAUAAAUGUAGCUGAAUCUGGAAAAACAAAAGAAUCGUCUGAUUUAGUGAUUUCUGUGCCAGCAACACCUGCUGAUUCGACAUCUAAGACACUACUGACGGCUACUACUCCUGCAGGAGGUGCUCAAGCUCCAGUGCAACCAUUGGCAUCAACGCAACCGGACACUUCAGGCACUAUAUCUCUUGCAUCAUCUUCCUUUACGUCAGGCACUGAAUCAACGGACGGGACAACUGAUGUUAAAUCGAAGUCUGAAGGCACGUAUGUAACCAUAACAGAGGAAAAAUCAGAAUCAGAGUCUGUGGGAUCAAAAGUAACAUCAUUAUCUAGUCCAGCAACCACAGAUGUUGAAGAUAUGACUGCACUGGUUUCACGUACAGAUGUUAAAUCGGAAGAUAAAACUUUAGUUGCUCAAGCUUUAAAGAGUAGAGAGGACCAUAACGUGCUCAAGGAUGCGGAUAUAAUAAUUGUUACUAAAGACGCAGCCAACGUUGAUUCCACGAAUGAUACUACCAAGUUUACGCUUACAAGUCACUACUAUGGUUUCCUAUACACGUUCAACGAUCAGAACAAAUGUGUUGAGGUUAAGUUGAAGGGUAAUGUGGUAUGGAAGUUCGAAUCUUCCAAAAUUGUACACCCUAAGUCUAUUUGUUUCAGAAAUGAUACCACUUUUGCUUUCUUUGAGUUUGAAAAUGAGUAUCAGCUGUACCACUAUGUUCAAGCAGAAUUUAGACCUGUUUCCAAGAAGGAUUUUGAAGAUGUUUACAAAAACAUUAAGGUUAUAACGAGGAAAGAUAAUGUUUAUACAGAAAAUGACACUAGUGCUUACAAUCACAUUAAAUACGGUCUCAUUUUCCAGUACAGGUUUAAGAAGGGUUACGAGUGUACAGAAGUAAAGUAUGGAGACACAGUAGCGUGGUCCCAUGACAGCAAUAUUCAUGGUAACAAUUAUCCUGCAAUCCUGUAUUUUGAUGCUAUAGCUCCUAUCAUGGUUAAUCUCAUUAUAGAUAAUAAACGCAAUGUUAAAAUUUAUUACGGUAACCAAUGGAGGCAAUUUGAUGAUGUAGUUAAGGAAGUGCAGAAGAGUGCACCUGCAACUAAAACACCUGUUGUUUCAAGUAGCAGUGCUGCCAAAAAAGAAAGCACAGAUUCUGAUUCAACGGGUGAAGACAUUAUUAUUAGUUCUGACUCUAAAGCAGCUUCAACGCCUGUUAUGUCAUCAACUGAUCAAAAUGCGAAAACUGAAGGAUCUUCUGAGUCAACCGGUGAAGAUAUUAAUCUUAGUUCCGACUCUUCAUCUUCGACUUCUGACACUAAGGAAGCUGAGUCAUCCGACACGUCUCGUACUGAUUCAAGUACUAAAUCACCCGAUGCCUCUGAUGAUUCUGGUACUAAGUCUCCCGACUCUACAUCUUCGACUACUGAGACUAAGGAAGCUGAGUCAACUGACAAGUCUGUUAGUGAUUCAAGUUCUAAAUCACCCGAUGCCUCUGAUGAUUCUGGUACUAAGUCUCCCGACUCUACAUCUUCGACUACUGAGACUAAGGAAGCUGAGUCAACUGACAAGUCUGUUAGUGAUUCAAGUUCUAAAUCACCCGAUGCCUCUGAUGAUUCUGGUACUAAGACCGAUGGACAGGGUGGAUCAACAUCCACAGGUUCUGGUGUAACUAUGGCAAGUUUAGCAGCUGAACGUACAAGUGGGUCUAGUUCAUCCUCUGGUGUAACUAUGCCCCUUUCAGCCAGUGAAAGUGAAACUGAAACUGACACGUCAGGUUCAGGUCACACAGCUAAAGCUCCAUCAACACCUGUAUCGUCAUCAACAGAUCAAACUGCGAAAACUGAAGGAUCUUCUGAGUCAACCGGUGAAGAUAUUAAUCUUAGUUCCGACUCUUCAUCUUCGACUUCUGACACUAAGGAAGCUGAGUCAUCCGACACGUCUCGUACUGAUUCAAGUACUAAAUCACCCGAUGCCUCUGAUGAUUCUGGUACUAAGUCUCCCGACUCUACAUCUUCGACUACUGAGACUAAGGAAGCUGAGUCAACUGACAAGUCUGUUAGUGAUUCAAGUUCUAAAUCACCCGAUGCCUCUGAUGAUUCUGGUACUAAGUCUCCCGACUCUACAUCUUCGACUACUGAGACUAAGGAAGCUGAGUCAACUGACAAGUCUGUUAGUGAUUCAAGUUCUAAAUCACCCGAUGCCUCUGAUGAUUCUGGUACUAAGUCUCCCGACUCUACAUCUUCGACUACUGAGACUAAGGAAGCUGAGUCAACUGACAAGUCUGGUAGUGGUUCGUCAAAUGAAUCCGGUGGUAAUGACAUUGAGGAAGAUGAAGAUAGUUUAGUUACUGCUGAUAGUUCAUCAUCCCGUGUUAUGGUUGGUACAACAACAGUGCCUGGUGCUGGUUCUCCCACAACGCCAGCAUCUGGUUCAGAUUCCAGUAAGAGUGACUGUAAUGAGACUUCAAGUGCCACAUUCGAUAAAACAAGUGGAAGUAGUACUGAUUCUUCGAGUCAGUCAAGUACUGGAAAACCGAUUGCAUCCAGCGAAAGCGAUGCUGACAAAACUGGAUCAGAUGGGAAAGGUACUUAUACUGAUGGAUCUCAAUCACAGUCAACGGAAGGUGAUGCAAAUCUAAGAGGAGCUUCUAGUUCAAGCUCAUCUUCUCAACCUAAACCAGCAGGUGCUGCAACACCCAUUCCUGCAGGUACUGUUGCUAACCCGGCUUCACAGCCUGUAUCGUCAAGUGCCGGUCCCAAGCCAGCUCAACAACCAGGUGGUGCAGUAGCUAAACCAGCGGCACAACCCGUUAGUGGUGGAGGUGCACAGCCCAUGUCGUCAGGUAUUGGUGCUAAGCCAACACAACAAACAGGUGGUGCAGUUGCUAGACCAGCUGGACAAUCAGGUGGUGCAGUAGCUAAACCAGCGGCACAAACAGUUACAUCAGCCUCAUCUGGAGCUUCUGUUGCAAAACCAGCUAAUGCAGCAGCUAAACCAGCUGGACAACCGGUUAGUGGAGGUGCACAGCCCGUUUCGUCCGGUACUGGAGCUAAACCAGCUGGACAACCGGUUAGUGGAGGUGCACAGUCAGCUAGUCGUACUAUGUCAUCACGUCCUGUAGCUGUUAGUUCUGGUCAAGGAGCUGCUGCCACCCCCAGACCUAGGACAGCUCCAACAUCAGGAGGUGGUACUGCUUCUAGUACACCAACAUCAAUUCCACUUGAGGAGGACCAAGAAGAUGACAAAUCACAAUCAUCAGAAUCACAACCAAGUGAUGGUCAAGGGGCUGGUGACGGAUCCAAGUCAGCUUCAGAACCCAUUUCGUCAGGUACUGGUACUACACCAGGUAGUGCUGGUGGAGCAGCUCCUCGUGCCAUUUCUACCAGUACUGUAGCAGUUACCCAACAACCAUCACCAUCUGGAACGUCAUCAUCCGGUGCAUCUCCUCAGCCAAGAGCAAGAGCAGGCGCUACUAGUGGUGGAGGAUCUUCUCAACCGAUUUCUAUUGCUCUAGAUGAUUGA